AUGUCCAUAAUACCACCCAAAAUACCCAAACCAUACGCUACUAUCAAAGACUACAAGAUACCCAAUAGUUUAAGACAGGCUUUGGAGUUACAUUCUUACUUAUUUACUGGGGAAUUGCAAAACUGGCUCAAGAUGCCUGAGUUGUUGGAUGCCUAUUUUGAAGCAUCACUUGUUAUUGCAAAGAAUGCCCAUGCUCUGUUAGCGACUGUCUCAAACUUCCUUAAAAAGAUUAGGGACAACAAAGAAGUAAUCAAAGCUGUACAAAACUACUGUGGUCGUUUGGAAACUUAUCUUAGUAACAUAUCCGUCAAAAAUCAAAUUAUGACUGUUUGUGCGUUGAAAGAAGUAGAGUAG
Messenger RNA from Mycotypha africana, 354 nucleotides. RefSeq lists its product as uncharacterized. The record is from RefSeq and is a predicted model, not a curated record. NCBI's taxonomy places the organism in Eukaryota, Fungi, Mucoromycota, Mucoromycetes, Mucorales, Mycotyphaceae. Bases 1 to 354 code for a protein of 117 amino acids. The transcript has a single exon.